Molecule: messenger RNA, 3196 nt
Organism: Vidua chalybeata
Lineage: Eukaryota; Metazoa; Chordata; Aves; Passeriformes; Viduidae
Gene: KIT
Product: KIT proto-oncogene, receptor tyrosine kinase
Exons: 21
Coding region: 1-2898 (965 amino acids)
Biological process (GO): Fc receptor signaling pathway; Kit signaling pathway; positive regulation of MAP kinase activity
Cellular component (GO): signaling receptor complex
Molecular function (GO): ATP binding; cytokine binding; transmembrane receptor protein tyrosine kinase activity
Source: RefSeq, a predicted model, not a curated record
AUGGAGGGCGCGAUCCUCGCCCGGGAGCUGGCGCACACCGUGCUGCUGCUGCUGCUGCUGCUGCUGAGCCUCUUACCCGCAGGUGGUGCACUGUCCCAUGUAGAAUCUAUACGGGUUAUGAAUAAAGGGGAGGAAUUAAGGCUGACAUGCAACGAGGAGGGACCCGUGACUUGGAAUUUCCAGAGCUCGGACCCAUCAGCAAAAGCAAGGAGUUCCAGUGAGAAAGAGUGGUACACUAAAAAUGCAACAGUCAGAGACAUAGGCAGAUACACAUGCAGUAGCAAAGGGAGUAUUGUCUCCUCCUAUUAUGUUUUUGUUAAAGAUCCAAAUGUGCUCUUCCUUGUUGAUUCUCUGAUCUAUGGAAAAGAAGACAGUGACAUCCUGCUAGUGUGCCCACUAACAGACCCAAAUGUUACGAAUUUCACACUGAAAAAAUGUGAUGGCAAACAUCUCCCCAAAAAUAUGACGUUCAUUCCCAAUCCCCAGAAAGGCAUUGUUAUAAAGAACGUACAGAGGUCGUUCAAGGGCUGCUACCAGUGCUUGGCCAAGCACAAUGGAGUUGAGAAGAUAUCAGAGAAGAUUUUCUUGAAUGUGAGACCAGUUCACAAAACUCUUCCUGUCAUCACCUUAUCAAAAAGCUAUGAACUUCUCAAAGAAGGGGAAGAAUUUGAAGUUACAUGCAUAAUCACAGAUGUGGAUAGCAGUGUACAAGCUAGUUGGAUUUCUCACAAAAGUGGGAUUGUUACAAGCAAAAGCAGAAAUUUGGGUGAUUAUGGAUACGAAAGGAAAUUAACAUUGAACAUCCGUUCAGUGGGAGUUAAUGAUUCUGGAGAAUUCACAUGCCAAGCAGAAAACUCUUUUGGAAAAACCAAUGCCACAGUAACCUUGAAAGCUCUAGCUAAAGGAUUUGUCCGUUUGUUUGCAACAAUGAAUACCACAAUAGAUAUAAAUGCAGGACAAAAUGGAAACUUAACAGUUGAAUAUGAGGCAUAUCCAAAACCAAAGGAAGAAGUCUGGAUGUACAUGAACGAAACAUUACAGAAUUCCUCAGACCAUGAUGUCAAGUUCAAGACUGUGGGCAAUAACAGUUACACAAGUGAACUUCACCUUACACGACUAAAAGGAACAGAAGGAGGCAUUUACACAUUUUUUGUGUCCAACUCUGAUGCCAGCUCCUCUGUAACAUUUAAUGUCUAUGUGAAAACAAAACCUGAGAUUCUCACUCUGGAUAUACUUAGCAAUGGUGUUCUCCAGUGUGUAGCAGCUGGAUUCCCAGCCCCUACCAUAUACUGGUAUUUUUGCCCAGGAACUGAGCAGAGGUGUUUUGAUUCACCAACAAUAUCCCCCAUGGAUGUCAAAAUUGGUUACACAAAUUCAUCAGCACCAUCAUUUGAACGAAUCCUGGUUGAAAGCACCAUUAACGCCAGCAUGUUCCGGAGCACCGGCACCGUGUGCUGUGAGGCCUCCAGCAACGGGGACAGAAGCUCUGCUUUCUUCAACUUUGCUAUUAAAGAGCAAAUCCGUACACAUACCCUUUUCACUCCUUUACUAACUGCAUUUGGAGUUGCUGCAGGACUGAUGUGCAUCAUAGUCAUGAUCCUGGUGUACAUAUAUUUGCAGAAACCCAAGUAUGAAGUUCAGUGGAAAGUUGUUGAAGAAAUAAAUGGAAACAACUAUGUUUACAUAGAUCCAACACAACUUCCUUAUGAUCACAAAUGGGAAUUUCCUAGAAACCGUUUGAGUUUUGGUAAAACCCUUGGCGCUGGAGCUUUUGGGAAAGUUGUUGAAGCCACUGCUUAUGGUUUAUUUAAGUCUGAUGCUGCUAUGACAGUAGCAGUAAAGAUGUUGAAAACAAGUGCCCAUUUAACGGAGAGAGAAGCCUUGAUGUCAGAGCUCAAAGUGCUGAGUUACCUUGGAAACCACAUUAAUAUUGUGAAUCUGCUUGGAGCUUGCACUAUUGGAGGUCCCACUCUGGUCAUUACAGAAUAUUGCUGUUAUGGUGAUCUUUUAAAUUUUCUGAGACGGAAACGAGAUUCAUUUAUUUGUCCAAAACAUGAAGAACACGCAGAUGCAGCUGUUUAUGAGAACCUUUUGCAUCAGUCAGAGCCUGCAGCUGAUGUUGCCAAUGAGUACAUGGAUAUGAAACCAGGAGUAUCAUAUGCAGUCCCACCAAAGGCUGACAAAAAACGACCAGUGAAGUCUGGAUCCUACAAUGAUCAGGAUGUUACCCUUUCUAUGCCGGAAGAUGAUGAACUUGCUUUAGAUGUAGAAGAUCUGCUAAGCUUUUCUUACCAGGUGGCAAAGGGCAUGAGUUUCCUUGCCUCCAAAAAUUGCAUUCAUAGGGAUCUGGCCGCAAGAAAUAUUCUUCUAACUCAUGGUCGAAUUACAAAAAUCUGUGACUUUGGCCUGGCAAGAGAUAUAAGGAAUGACUCAAAUUACGUGGUCAAAGGAAAUGCUCGUCUUCCUGUGAAGUGGAUGGCACCUGAAAGUAUUUUCAAUUGCGUCUACACCUUUGAGAGUGACGUCUGGUCUUACGGGAUAUUGCUUUGGGAGCUCUUUUCUUUAGGAAGCAGCCCCUAUCCAGGGAUACCUGUGGACUCCAAGUUCUAUAAAAUGAUCAAAGAGGGAUACAGGAUGUUCAGCCCUGAGUGUGCACCGCCUGAAAUGUAUGACAUAAUGAAGAGUUGCUGGGAUGCUGAUCCCUUACAGAGACCGACUUUUAAACAAAUUGUACAGAUGAUAGAGCAGCAGCUUUCAGAUAAUGCCCCCCGGGUUUAUGCCAACUUCUCAACCCCACCUUCUAGUCAAGGAAAUGCUCCAGAUCACUCGGUGAGGAUUAACUCGGUGGGCAGCAGUGCUUCCUCUACUCAGCCUCUCCUGGUACGCGAAGAUGUUUGAGUGGCACGUGAAGAAGAGGAGAUCAGACGUGUUAGCUGUUUGUAUUGUGCAGGGGCUGAGAGAGGGACAACUUCAGUAAUUUCUCUUUCUUUUACUCCUACUACCACUGUGUAGCUGAAACGUUGUUGUAAUACUGUCCUUUACCAUGCACUGUUAUACAUAAACUUAAUCUGCUGAGCACGGUUACAGGCAUCAUUGCAGUGUUAAUUGAAGCUGUAUAUAUUUCGCUAUAUUGUGUGUAUUUGCAGUAGAGAGCCAGAUGUGAAGGAAAAAAAAAAAAAACAACCAACAAAAGAAA